Molecule: messenger RNA, 2040 nt
Organism: Quercus robur (English oak)
Lineage: Eukaryota; Viridiplantae; Streptophyta; Magnoliopsida; Fagales; Fagaceae
Exons: 11
Coding region: 171-1646 (491 amino acids)
Molecular function (GO): inositol phosphate phosphatase activity; acid phosphatase activity
Source: RefSeq, a predicted model, not a curated record
GAAAAAGCUCGUUAUUCACAAUUUCCCUGGUGACGCACACGGAUUAUUUUGCUUUCCCCAUCCAACAACACGCAGAAUCAGAGUCUCAUUCUCACACGCACCUCUUUUCUUUCUUUGUUCUUCCUUCACGAGCGAGAGCUAACACUUGAACACACAGUAACGCAGAGAGUAUGAAGAGGGCAAUUCAUUUUGUUCUGCUACUGUUUUUAUCUCUGUUGCUUUAUUCUUAUGCUGAAGAAGCUUUCGAUGUGCGCCAACACGUCUCUACCGUCACCAGAUACGGUGCUGUGAAAGGAAUUGCUGAUAAUUCCAUUAUAGCUUCCAAUAUUCCCGACGGGUGUACUCCUAUCCACAUAAAUCUUGUGGCAAGGCAUGGAACUCGCUCUCCCACUAAGAAACGGAUAAAAGAGUUGGACAAUUUGGAAGCUCGUCUGGAAGUACUUCUAAGAGAUGCAGAAGAACGGAAAUUGUCUUUACAAAAAGUUCCUUCCUGGAUACAAGGAUGGAAAUCUCCUUGGAAAGGAAAGCUGAAGGGUGGAGAACUAAUUAGCAAGGGAGAGGAAGAAUUGUAUGAUCUUGGAAUCAGGAUUAGAGAAAAAUUCCCAGAUCUCUUUAAUGAGGAGUACCACCCCGAUGUUUAUACAAUAAGGGCAACUCAGAUUCCUCGGGCAUCAGCUAGUGCGGUGGCAUUUGGAAUGGGGCUUUUUAUCGGGACAGGAAGUCUUGGACCAGGACGUCACCGAGCUUUUGCUGUUACUGGUGAAAGCCGUGCAAGUGAUUUAUUGCUAAGGUUUUAUGAAUCUUGUGAAAACUACAAGGAUUUCAGGAAAAAGCAGGAGCCUGCUGUUGGUAAGCUUAAGGAGCCUAUUCUUGAUGAAAUUACCUCUUCCUUAGUGAGUCGUUACAUGCUGAAUUUUAUGAGGCAAGAUACUUCUUCUCUCUGGUUUUUAUGCAAACAGGAAGCAUCUUUGUUGGACAUAACUGAUCAAGCUUGUAGUCUUUUCACCCCUUCUGAGAUUUCUUUGUUGGAGUGGACAGACGACCUGGAGCUGUUUAUAUUGAAGGGUUAUGGUAAUUCAUUGAACUAUAAAAUGGGAGUGCCAUUACUUCAAGAUGUUUUACAAGCCAUGGAACAAGCUAUCAAGGCUCAAGAAGAAAAACAUGCUCCUGGAAGUUAUGAAAAGGCACGACUUCGGUUUGCACAUGCGGAAACUGUUGUUCCCUUCUCAUGUCUUCUUGGACUUUUUCGUGAAGGAUCUGGAUUUCAACAAAUACAAGAAGAAAAAUCCUUGGAACCACCUCCAAAGCCACCCCAACAGAGAAAUUGGAGGGGUAGCGUUGUGGCUCCUUUUGCUGGGAAUAACAUGCUGGUUCUGUACAGCUGUCAAGCUAACUCUUCAAGCCAGUACUUUGUGCAAGUACUGCACAAUGAAGAUCCCAUUCCAUUGCCAGGUUGUGACAGUGAUUUCUGUCCAUUUGAACUUUUUAAGGAAAACAUAGUUUAUCCUCAUCUAAAGUCCAAUUAUAAUCAAGUCUGCAUGGUAAAGCGGGAAGCACCAGAGCAGAAACCUUCUAAGUUAUCACAGCUUUUCCAGCUCUUCUCGUUGGGGAAUGAUGGUAAACAGACUCACAAAGAUGAAUUAUAGUUACUUCUUCAAGAAAGGAAGGAAAUAUUCUUAUUUUCUUUUUCCUUGUUGGCAUUGCCUUCAUAACAUGAUUUUCAGCGACAGCCGGCUCUUCCUUCUAGCUGAGUUCAAUUUUGGAUGGCUUCCAUUGCUAAAACAGAAAAUGCUGUGUCAUGACUUGAUUUUGCUAGUUUGAACCAUAUUCCUGAUCCAGAAGUUUUUAGUCAGGAGUAUUGGAGGUGGGGAGAGUCAUGUUGUAUACUGCAAACACAACAUCACUGAUUUGUGUCCAGUGUUCGCUUGAAAUAGUACUUGGGGUAGUAGGCGUCAUUUUGUAGUUAUUGCUUCAAGUAUUUGUUCUCCAUGGAGAAAGAAUACAUAUGUUCAGUUAAUUUUAUUGGCCUCUUCAAUUUAU